AUGUCCUUGCUCCAGACAACACUACCCGGCGAAAAGACAAAGGACAACCUGCGUCUGCUCGUCGUCUCGAACCGUCUUCCGGUCACCAUCACCAAGGAUGCCUCGGGAAUCUACCAGUACAAGAUGUCGUCCGGAGGACUCGUCUCUGCUCUCUCUGGUCUCAAGCGCAUGAUGAAGUUCACAUGGAUCGGGUGGCCCGGUCUCGAUAUCCCCGUCGAGGAUCGCGCCCUUGUCCAGAAGGAGCUGCUCGAAAAACACUCUUGUCUGCCCGUCUUUAUCGACGACGAGAUUGCCGACAUGCACUACAACGGAUUCUCCAACAGCAUUCUCUGGCCUUUGUUCCAUUACCACCCUGGUGAGAUCUCAUUCAAUGAGGAAGAUUGGGGCGCAUACCAGCAGGCCAACAGCCUGUUUGCCAAGGCCAUCACAGAGAUUGUACGCGACGGCGAUCUGGUCUGGGUGCAGGAUUACCAUCUGAUGCUUCUCCCCAGGUUGCUACGUGAGGAGGUCAAGAACCAGCGUACGGCGAAUGAGCCUGUCAAAAACAUCAAGAUUGGCUUCUUCUUGCACACCCCCUUCCCCAGUAGCGAAGUCUACAGAAUCCUGCCUGUCCGCAAAGAAAUCCUUCUCGGCGUACUGAACUCUGAUCUGAUUGGAUUCCACACCUACGAUUAUGCACGCCACUUCCUCUCCUCCUGUACUCGCAUCCUCGGUCUCUCAACCAUGCCCAACGGUGUUGAUUACGAGGGCCGCUAUGCCCACGUCGGAACUUUCCCCAUCGGCAUCGACCCUGAAAAGUUUGCCGAGGGUCUGAAGGAACCAUCCGUCAUCAACCGCAUCCAGUCCCUGCGCGAAAAGUUCAAGGGUGUUAAGCUGAUUGUUGGUGUCGACCGUCUGGACUACAUCAAAGGAGUUCCCCAAAAGUUACACGCCCUCGAAGUCUUCCUGUCAGAGCACCCAGAGUGGAUCGGUAAGGUGGUCUUGGUACAGGUUGCAGUCCCGUCCCGUCAGGAUGUCGAGGAGUACCAGAACUUGCGUGCUGUCGUCAACGAGUUGGUCGGUCGCAUUAAUGGAAUGUACGGAACGAUCGAAUUCCAGCCUAUCCACUUCUUGCACAAGUCUGUCAACUUUGAAGAGUUGGUCGCCCUCUACGCCGUCUCGGAUGUCUGUUUGAUCUCGAGUACCCGUGAUGGAAUGAACCUUGUCAGUUACGAGUACAUUUGCUGCCAGCAGGAAAACCACGGUGUCAUGAUCCUCUCCGAGUUUGCCGGUGCUGCCCAGAGUUUGAACGGUUCCAUUAUUGUGAACCCAUGGAACACCGGCGAGCUGGCUGAUGCUAUCUACGAGGCUGUGACGAUGCCUGAUGAGACAAAGAAGAGCAACCAUCAGAAGCUCUUCCGUUAUGUCAACAAGUACACUGCAGCUUACUGGGGUGUCAGCUUUGUUGACGAGCUGAGGAGAGUCUCGGAGGAGUUUGAUCACCGCAUGGCCCUUCCCAAGCUGACCAUGGGACAUGUCCUUGAGGCCCACAACCAUUCUACCAAGAACAAGGUUGUCUUUUUCGAUUACGAUGGAACCUUGACCGCCACCCACAAGUUGCCCGAGUUUGCCAACCCUGCAAGCCAUAUCAUCCACAACUUGCAGGCACUCGCUGCUCAGCCCAACACCUAUGUCUAUAUUCUUUCCGGCCGUGACAGAAAGCAUCUUGACGCAUGGUUCGGUGAAUGCGGCGUUGGACUUUCGGCCGAGCACGGAUGUUUCUUCAAGCACCCCCCAGGAGUGGCCAAUGCAAUGAAGCAGAUCCGAUCGGAGAUGCCUAGCUCAGAUGCGCUCGAGCCAGCCAAGUUAGUCAAGGACGCGGGCAAUGGUUGGUUCCGUUCGGUCGAUCAGGUGGAUGCCAGCUGGCGUGAGACGAUUCGCCCCUUGUUCAAGCAUUACACUGAGCGGACACCCGGCAGUUUCAUUGAGGAGAAGGAAAUCAACAUGACAUGGCACUACCGCGAGGCCGAUCCCGAGUUUGGCACCUGGCAGGCGACAGAGUUGCAGGUCAACCUGGAGAAGCUUCUGGCACACAUGGCGCUGUCGAUUAUCCUCGGCAACAAGACAUUGGAGUUGCGUCCUAGCAGCAUUGAUAAGUCGACGAGUGUGAAGGCGAUCUUGAAGGACAUCCAGGUGGAUGUUGGCCCGGUCGACUUUAUUCUGUGUGUGGGUGACGGAAAGACGGACGAGGCUGUGUUUUCGUGCCUGGGCAAUGAGAGCAUUGUGGGCCCAGACAUUGAGGAUGUGAUCACCUGUACGGUCGGACAGAAGCAGACAGAGGCCAAAUAUUACCUUGCAGAUGUGCCAGAAGUCGAGUCGUUGUUGGAGGACAUGGCCAGGAACUAA
Molecule: messenger RNA, 2385 nt
Organism: Linnemannia hyalina
Lineage: Eukaryota; Fungi; Mortierellomycota; Mortierellomycetes; Mortierellales; Mortierellaceae
Source: the annotation of a GenBank genome assembly